Penicillium antarcticum is the source of this 1542-nucleotide messenger RNA. RefSeq names its product SAM complex subunit SAM50 (gene sam50). Gene Ontology annotation, biological process: protein insertion into mitochondrial outer membrane. The coding region runs from base 1 to 1542 and encodes 513 amino acids. The record is from RefSeq and is a predicted model, not a curated record. Gene Ontology annotation, cellular component: outer membrane; SAM complex. Lineage: Eukaryota; Fungi; Ascomycota; Eurotiomycetes; Eurotiales; Aspergillaceae. The transcript has 4 exons.
AUGUCUUCCUCAUUUGCUGCCGGAGACGAGAGUGUCUUCGAGCGUCUACAACAGCGCGCAGACCCAAAGGUGCUGGAAGAGCAACAAAAUGCCGUGAAUGAGCGCAUGCAAGCUAUUUACCAAAAAGCACAGAGCAGACUUGCAGAACUGAUCGACGAAAACUCGACAUUGCCCUGCACAAUCUCCUCGGUCCAAGUCACGAGUGCUCCUCACACCCGUCGCAGCUUCCUUGAGCGCAGCCUGAGCCCGCUUUUGAGCGAGAACAAGGGUCGCCCAUAUACACUUUCGGAGGCCUUGCGGGAGGUGUCGGCUACAGCUGAUAAGCUUGGUCGUUUUGACUUGUUCCACCAGCCUAUCUCCGUAUACUUGGAUGAGUCGCAAGGCCAGAAUGGCAUGCGCAACAUCGACGUCUACCUGGCCACCCGGGAGAAAUCCCGCGUGCUGCUGAAGACCGGAACUGACCUUGGAAAUGCCGAGGGCUCAGCCUACGGAAACCUUCUUUGGCGCAAUGUAUUCGGCGGUGCUGAGACUCUGAACUUGAAUGCUUCCCUCGGUACUCGCACGCGAUCCGCUUAUCAGGCUGCAUUCGAGACCCCAAUCAUGGGUGACCCUGAUUUCCGUCUGGAAGUUGGCGGUAUCGCAAGCUCGACUCAAAAGUCCUGGGCUAGCCACGAAGAGGUCGUUAAGGGGGGUUGGAGCAAGCUCCGGUGGAUCAGCAAAUCUGGGCACCGCCAUGAGUUGGGCUACAAUGGUUUCUGGAGACAGCUUACUGGCCUUGCAGAGAAUGCCUCCCCUACUGUACGUGCUGAUGCAGGUGACAGCGUGAAGAGUAGCAUCUUCCACAGCUGGGUCAAUGACCAGCGCGAUAAUGCCCUCCUGCCUUCUCGCGGUUACUACGCCAAGGCCUUUAACGAAGUUGCUGGCAUUGGCCCUUUGAAGGGCGAUGUCUCUUUCUGGAAGUCGGAGAUCGAAACUCAGAGUGCUAUUCCCAUCCCCAUUCCGGGCAUCAAGGGUGACAGCGGUGUCAGCUUCACCACUGGGUUCCGUGCCGGUCUUCUCUACCCCCUCGGACUGGAGCCCAGCUCUCGCCCUCAGCUUUCCCGUGUCAAUGACCGCUUCCUUCUCGGAGGACCCACCGAUGUUCGUGGGUUCCGUCUCUGCGGUCUUGGCCCCCGUGAGGGAGCCGACUCCCUAGGCGGUGAUGUCUACGCUGCUGGAAGCGCUAACCUGCUAUUCCCUCUUCCUCGUCUUGGUGCUGAGAAGCCUGUGCGCUUCCAGGCUUUCUUGAACGGCGGCCGUCUCUUGCCUCUGCGGACAUCCCAAAAGGCCACUCCCGCCACCAAUGGCGAGGUGCAAGAUGCCAUGGUCUCCACUCUGUCUGAACUACAAAACGGUCUGCCUAGCAUCGCAGCUGGAUUUGGUAUUGUCUACGCCCACCCCGUUGCUCGGUUCGAGCUCAACUUCUCCCUGCCUCUGGUGUUGCGAAAGGGCGAAGAAGGCCGCAAAGGACUGCAGUUGGGUAUUGGCAUCAACUUCCUGUAG